Molecule: messenger RNA, 481 nt
Organism: Thamnophis sirtalis
Lineage: Eukaryota; Metazoa; Chordata; Lepidosauria; Squamata; Natricidae
Source: RefSeq, a predicted model, not a curated record
CCGGCCGAUUGGAGCAUAAGUCGCACGAGAUCAGUGCUGCAGAUUUUCCAUUGUCGGCUAGACUCUUCCCCUCCCACCAGCUGUAUCCCCAUAAAAACAAAUCGGGCAACUGAGAUUCUUCCUAUUCCGAGUGGCUGCCCCCCAGGGAGAUCCUCUCUUGCACCAGAGCUGGCCUUUGACUCUCAUUUCUGCUGAGGAAGCAAGUGAUUUCUGGGACAGAAUGCGGCCACUCGUCCUUCUGUUAGCCACGCUGCUGCCUGUGGCAAAUGUGGUAGCCAUGGAGUCUUCUCUGGACACAAUGCUGGAUUCUCAGUGGGAGCUUUGGAAGAAAAUUCACCGGAAAGAUUAUAAUGGCAAGAUGGAAGAAGUUCCCCGAAGGGUCAUCUGGGAGAAGAACCUGAAAUACAUCAACACCCAUAAUUUGGAAUUCUCCCUGGGAAGACACACCUUUGAGCUGGCCAUGAACCACUUGGGGGACAUG